Messenger RNA from Clonostachys rhizophaga, 1494 nucleotides. The record is from the annotation of a GenBank genome assembly. NCBI's taxonomy places the organism in Eukaryota, Fungi, Ascomycota, Sordariomycetes, Hypocreales, Bionectriaceae.
AUGGCUCCCAACCCAACAGCUCUCGACUUUGUCGAUUUCGUCAAUGCCUCGCCAACUCCUUACCACGCCGUCUACUCUGCUUCCCAACGAUUCGAGAAGGUCGGCUUCCAACUGAUCAAGGAGCGAGACUCCUGGGCAUCGACCCUCCGCCCCGGCGGCAAGUACUACCUCACACGCAACGGCUCCUCCAUCGUUGCAUUCACAAUCGGCCGAAAGUGGCGCCCUGGAAACCCCGUCGCCAUUGUCGGCGCCCACACCGACUCUCCCUGCCUGCGGGUCAAGCCCGUCUCUAAGAAGGCCGCCAACGGCUUCCUCCAGAUCGGCGUCGAGACGUAUGGCGGUGGUAUCUGGCACUCGUGGUUCGACCGUGACCUCAGUCUGGCUGGUCGCGUGCUCGUCCGCGACGGCGACAACUUCGUCCAGAAGCUCGUCAAGAUCGACAAGCCGCUGAUCCGGAUCCCAACCCUCGCUAUCCACCUUCACCGCCAGUCCAACUUCGACCCCAACAAGGAGACCGAGCUGUUCCCCAUCACUGGCCUUGCGGCCGCGGAGCUGAACAAGGGCGGUGCCAAGCCUGCUGAUGAGAGCGGGGAGUCCAAGACGGACGAGGCCGAGGCGGACCCCGAGUUCCAGCCCCUCAAGCAGAUGAGCGAGCGCCACCACCCCCGGGUCCUCGACGUCGUUGCCUCGGAGCUCGGCAUCGAUGCCGCCGCCAUCGCUGAUUUCGAGCUGGUCCUCUACGACACCCAGAAGUCUGUCAUUGGAGGCAUCAACGACGAGUUCGUCUUCUCGCCCCGCCUCGACAACCUGGGCAUGACCUACUGCUCCGUCGAGGGGCUCAUCGCCUCCCUCAAGGACGAGUCGUCCCUGGACAACGACUCCACCAUCCGCCUGACCGUCUGCUUCGACCACGAGGAGAUUGGCUCCCAGUCCGCCCAGGGCGCCCACUCCAACCUCCUCCCCUCGGUGUUGCGCCGCCUCUCCGUCCUCCCGGGCAACCGGGACGCCCACAGCGACCAGAGCUACGACCACGUCAACCACGAUGGCGACGAGGCCACCGCCUUCGAGCAGACCCUGUCCCGCUCGUUCCUCGUCUCGGCCGACAUGGCCCACUCGGUCCACCCCAACUACGCGGGCAAGUACGAGUCGUCCCACCAGCCCACCAUCAACGGCGGCACCGUCAUCAAGAUCAACGCCAACCAGCGCUACGCCACCAACUCCCCCGGCAUCGUCCUCCUGCAGGAGUGCGCCCGCUCCGCCGGCGUCCCGCUCCAGCUCUUCGUCGUCCGCAACGACUCCCCCUGCGGCAGCACCAUCGGCCCGGGCCUCGCCGCCGCCCUCGGCAUGCGCACCCUCGACCUCGGCAACCCCCAGCUGAGCAUGCACAGCAUCCGCGAGACGGGCGGCACCGAGGACGUGGGCUACGCCAUCAAGCUCUUCUCCGACUUCUUCGAGAACUACGGGACCCUGGAGCCUAGAAUUCUCGUGGACUAG